AUGGGCAACUUUUCGGGAAUAUCUGGGGUUAGCAGUGACGAUGAUGAUGAGUUACUGGAGAUCUCAGCAAAUGAAUUUCAGCACAACACCCGGUCGCCGCCCUUACAUCCGACAUCCGCCUCGGGCUCAGCGUUGAGUCGUACGCGGAGAUAUGGCAACCUAAACCCGUCUGCGGACUUUAUUGAUAUUGAUGAUCUCGAAGACGCCAUGUCGCCAUUGCCCUCUUUGCCUUCCACUCGUUUGCCAUCACAAAACUCCUCUGCUUCAUUCGAUAUCCAACCUGGAAGGAGAGACCAUUACAACAAACCUGAUGAAAGAUCACGGUUCUCGUCGGCUGUGGAUGCUGUCCGGCAAGGAUCGGCUACUAUAGGUUCUCAUUUAAGCAACCUUGGGAGUGCCGUAGGGAGAUGGAUGAAUGUGCCAGAGGGAUACCAACCAGCGUCACCCUAUGGAAAUUUGUAUGGCUACCCGUACUCGAACGAAUACGGCGGUGCAUAUGGAUACGGAUAUCCAUCUCCGUUUGGUAUGCCAUACGGGGCUGACCGUUCAAUGCCUGGUGGCUCGAACUCGUCGUAUUUCAAUCACCUUUCACAUAUGGUACAAAGCGGAAAGUAUGGGCCGAACCUCUCUGGCGAUGCUUUUCAAGCUUUAGCAGAUCGCUACGAUUACAUUGUCAACGACCCAACUAAGACCCGAGAGGAGAUAAAGGCGCUUCUGGAUAAUAUCCGGCCAGAUGAGGAGCUACCUCCUGAAAACCGCGAAGGAACACCUGAUGGCCUAAAAUAUCCGUUGAUGGAACAUCAAAAACUUGGCUUGUCAUGGUUGAAGAAAAUGGAAGAAGGGUCCAACAAGGGGGGAAUAUUGGCUGAUGAUAUGGGCUUGGGCAAAACAAUACAAGCUCUGGCAUUGAUGCUGUUUCGGCCUUCCAGCGACACUCGACAGAAAACAACUCUUAUAGUUGCUCCUGUCGCACUUCUAAGGCAGUGGGAACGGGAAAUUCAGACCAAGGUUAACACCAACCAUCGUCUCACAACAUAUCUUCUCCACGGAGUAAACAAAAAGAAUGUCACUUGGAAUCGAAUCAGAGAGCAUGACGUUGUUCUAACAACCUACGGCACUCUCGCAUCAGAAUACAACCAGAAGGAGAGUGCCAAACGGGCUAGGAGGGCCAAUCCUGCGCUCAGAGGUGUACGCACGGAGAAAUUACUGCUAUUGGGAGAUGAGUGUAGGUUUCACCGGGUAAUUCUUGAUGAGGCACAAUGUAUCAAAAAUAAAGACACCAAGGCCGCUAGAGCAGCCUGUUGUCUACAAGCUUCGACACGUUUUUGCAUGACAGGCACGCCCAUGAUGAACAAUGUUGAGGAGUUAUAUUCUCUGAUCUGUUUCCUUCGAAUUAAACCGUACAAUGAAUUAGAAAGAUUCAACAAGGAUUUCAAGCGACCCUUAAAGGGUACAAGCGAAGCCGGCAAGGAACAGGCAAUGAGGAAGCUGCAAGCCUUGCUCAAGGCAAUACUACUUCGUAGAAAUAAGAAGUCGAAAAUUGAUGGUCGUCCGAUUCUCCAACUGCCGGAACGAACGACGGAAGUUGUGCACGCCGUGUUCGAUAACGAUGAGAGCGAGUUUUAUAGAGCUCUUGAAACGAAAACGGUUCUGCAAUUCAACAAAUAUCUGAAGGCCGGUACGGUUGGUCGGAACUAUUCGAAUAUCCUCGUCUUGCUCCUUCGACUUCGGCAAGCUUGCUGCCAUCCACACCUUAUAAAGGAUUUCGGCGUUGCCGCUAAUGCCGAGCUCUCGACAAAUGAUAUGCUCGCUCUGGCCAAGGAGCUGGCUCCCGAUGUUGUGGCCAGGAUCAAAGAGAUUGCCGCUUUUGAAUGCCCUGUCUGCUAUGAUGCGGUGGAAAAUCCAGCCAUAUUCCUCCCUUGUGGACAUGAUACUUGUUCCGAGUGUUUUACGAGAAUCUCAGAUCCAUCGCAAGCACUCACACUAGGCAAUGAAGACCCUGUCGUCAAAUGUCCUUCUUGUCGGCAAGUUAUCUCACCCAAGAGGGUUAUCGACUAUGUCUCCUUCAAGAAGGUGCACAUGCCCACGGAGGCUGAGAACGAGGAGAAUGAGGAAGAAGAAGAAGAAGAAGAAGAAGAAGAAGACGUCGAUAGUGCUACCGAGAGUGAUGAAGAUGACGGAGACGAAGACGAAAAUGAUGAUGACUCAGAGACCAGCAGCCUGGGUGGGUUCGUCGUAGACGAUGAACGUACGGAUGACCAGGAUGAAGAAAAAUAUGCCCAAGGCGACAAUCCGUUCAGCAAGGCGAAGAAUGGCGGAACUCAGAAAAAGACGAGAAGCAAAGGAAAAGGAAAGGGCAAAGCCAAGGAGUCCAAAGCGCCCCGCAAGACUCUGGGGCAGUUGAAGAAAGAAGCUUUGCGCAGUGUCAAGGCGAAGAGAAGGUACAUGCGCCGCCUGGCGCGAGACUGGGUUUCCAGCGCAAAGAUUGACAAAGCAUGCGAACUUCUACAGCAAAUUAGCGAUCGCAAAGAUGGGCAAAAGACUAUCGUUUUCAGCCAGUUUACCUCUCUUCUUGAUCUUCUCGAAGUACCUGUCGACCGAAACGGCUGGGGCUACAGGCGCUACGACGGGAGCAUGACGGCCAAGCAUCGACAUCAAGCAGUGAUCGAUUUUACGGAUAAUCCAGAUUGCACGAUCAUGCUUGUAUCGCUAAAGGCUGGCAACGCAGGACUCAAUCUCGUUGCUGCAUCGCAAGUCAUUAUCCUGGAUCCAUUCUGGAAUCCAUAUAUUGAAGAACAGGCUAUUGAUCGCGCUCAUCGAAUCGGGCAAAUGCGGCCAGUCCAGGUUCACCGCAUUCUUGUCAAAGACACAGUGGAAGAUCGCAUUAUCGAUCUCCAAGAGAAGAAGCGGGAGUUGAUUGAAGGCGCCCUUGACGAGAAGGCUAGCCAGAAUAUAAGUAGACUCGGAACCCGCGAGUUGGCAUUCCUUUUUGGUGUUUCUAACCACUGA
Xylona heveae TC161 is the source of this 3009-nucleotide messenger RNA. RefSeq lists its product as hypothetical. The record is from RefSeq and is a predicted model, not a curated record. The transcript is spliced from 4 exons. Gene Ontology annotation, cellular component: cytoplasm. Bases 1 to 3009 code for a protein of 1002 amino acids. Lineage: Eukaryota; Fungi; Ascomycota; Xylonomycetes; Xylonales; Xylonaceae. Gene Ontology annotation, molecular function: ATP binding; ATP-dependent chromatin remodeler activity.